Messenger RNA from Platichthys flesus (European flounder), 2616 nucleotides. It is a transcript of the gene gpsm1a, whose product is annotated as G protein signaling modulator 1a. The record is from RefSeq and is a predicted model, not a curated record. The transcript has 4 exons. Gene Ontology annotation, molecular function: GTPase regulator activity; protein binding. NCBI's taxonomy places the organism in Eukaryota, Metazoa, Chordata, Actinopteri, Pleuronectiformes, Pleuronectidae. Bases 183 to 923 code for a protein of 246 amino acids.
UCCAUUGUCCCAGUUUGUGUGUGUGGACGGAGACUCUUCACACAGAGCACAGACCUGAAGAAGAAGAAGGGGGAGAAUUUGUCCUGUAACGAGGACGAGCGGUGGACGAGCGGUGGACGAGCGGUGGGAUGUCGAGCUCUUUCCAUUGAGGACAUCACCAACUGUGGCCCGAUCCACACAUCAUGGCUGACAAACUGCCAGCUCCUUCCACUUCUUCACCUCCUCAUCAGAACGGAAAGAUUGGAGAGGCGGUGCCUAGACGUUCUUCACCUUCUCAUCAGAAUGGACAUCUGGACAGAGGACAGAGACGUCAGAGUCCCAGUCCCAUGAGUCCCGUUCUUCAGCCUCCCUCUGCAUCCAGUACCCCAGCCUCCACCUCACCCUUCAGGUGUCUUGUGAGUCCUGUACCAGGGUCUGGCCCUGAGGGCAGGUCCACCUCCUCCAGACCUCGCAGUCAGAGUCCAGCUCUGACCUCCAGGACCAGAACCUACGCUCCUGAUAUUCAGCGCAGCCAGCAGGAGGAGCCAGAGGCCUUGUUGAACCUGAUCCUGGAGUCUCAGGGACAGAGACUGGACGACCAGAGAGCCAACGUUGGUCUCCUGCCUGAUCCAGGACCAGCUCCUUUGUGUGGAGCCUGCAGCCAUGAACAGCGCCCCCUGCCUACUGUGGACUUCUACUACAUGUUAAUUAACUUCCAGUCCGACAGGAUGGAGGACCAGCGGUGCCCCCCCCCUGACCUGGAUGAACUGGGUGACCUGGUGGGAUCAGCUCCAGAGGGUCAGGAGGAUUUCUUCAGGCUGAUCCAGAGAGUCCAGUCCAGGAGGAUGGAUGAGCAGAGAGCGUCGCUGAUGACAUCACACACUGAGGAUGAGGAUGACUCCUCCCCCCCAUCGCCAUCAUCUUUGAUGAAGAUCGAGAACUGAGAGCACAUAGAAAGGGUUUUCCUGAAACCAGGUUCCAAACUGUGCUGAUAUGUUUAGAUCUGUGGCCAGGCUCCAGGUCUAGGAUCUGGUUCUGACUCCAGGAUGGACCAGUUUAAUAACUUGGGUCAUGAUCUGUUAGGUAGACCACACCUGCAUCAACUAUACAAUGACCAGGACCAAUACCAGGACCUGGUCCUGGCCCUGUUUCUGGUCCUGGACUUGGACCUGGACCCGGACCCGGACCUGGACCUGGACCUGGACCUGGUCCUGGUCCAGGUCUACCUGUAUUUGUGUCUUUUAGUUCUUUAACUAACAUCAAGAAACUGUCUUGUGUUUGAUUGCUAUUUGAAAUAUUUAUUAACAACGUGUCAGAGUCUCAAUCGAUCCUGAUGUCGUCAUGUUAUCUUCAACCACAUGACGAAAGGAUCAUUUGUAAAUUGAAUCAAAUUAGAUUCUCCAAUGAAUAAAAAUGAAUUAUCAGAUUUUUAAUAAUGAAUAAAACGCUCAGGUGACAUUUUAGAAAAAAAAGGAGUAAAAGUUUAAAAGUCCAAUAGACAGGUAAAGGUUCUUCUUCAUGAGCUCCUGUGUUGAGGUGUUCCUGCAGGCACUGCAUCACAAGGUGGAUGCAUCGAGGAAACGAAGCAAGGUCCAAUUCCAUCCCCCUAUUCAAAAACUCGAUUUAUAAAAGGUCUUCAUUUUCUUCUUUGUUCAGUUUAUUGGCAGGUGGCAACCAACGUUAAGGUGCAUCACCACCACUCCACUGUGUUGGAGUGUGAACCUCAGUUAUCCAGAUCAUAUUCAAUUCUUCUGUCUGAUCCGGUCUCCCUCAGAUAAUGAACCAGAACCUGUUCUUCCUGUGAUAGGAUCUUUGGAUCAUCUGUGUAGGGUCAGGGGUUACACCUGGAACAAAUGUUUCAAAUGAUCUUCAACCAAAACUGCACUGUUGCCACAAUCUUCAUAUAUCUUCUUUUAAUCCUCUAAUCCUCUAAUACUUUAAUAUUUGUUAUACUUAGGGUUAGGGCUAUACUUGUUAUACUUUUAUACUUUUCAUACUUUAUUAAUGUAAAACUUUAAUACUUUGAUUAUUUAAUACUCUGAUCUGCUCCCUGUAAAACUCUCUGCUCUUCACUCUCACAUGGAAGAAGAACCUUUGUUGUUUUAUGCUUAUCUUCUGACCAUGAAGAUUGAUCCAGUCAUUCUUUAUCAGCUGUGUGGGUUAUGGUUAUCAAUGCUUCUCUCCACCUCCACCUGAAGACCAGACUUAUUGUUUCACCUGCUGAACUACACGUGAUCAAACCGUCAUCUAGCACAGAUCUAACGUUACAUGAAUAUUAAUCACUGACGACCGGAUCAGUUCCGCCCCCGUUAGACAUCUCAUCACAUAGAUUAUUAUUUUAUAUUUGGACAGUAGUUUGUGUAUAUGUUCAUUCCAUGGGAGCGUCAAACCAAACACCUGAAGCCUCACCUGCUCUUUUCUUAUGUAAAAACUUUGCUGCACAUCAACACCGGCACACUAACGCUUGAGGUUUUAAACUGAUGACCUGAAGCGCCAUGAAUACAACCAUUUCUCGAUUCUUGUAUUUCUCCCAUAAUAUGAUUAAUAUUCUUAUUUUUCACAAGACUCCAUUAUCAGAAAAGAGCAAGCACAUCUUUAAUCAUAAUGAAAAACAAGCCUGUCCCAAGUCUUACUUGA